AUGGCACCUAUAGCUUUGUCAUCUUCCAAGGAGGAAAACAGAAUCUCCUUAUCCGAGUAUGUCUUUAGAAGGAUUGCUUCUCUUGGGGUGCACUCCGUUUUUGGAGUUCCCGGAGAUUUCAAUUUGGAGUUUUUGGAUUUCAUUUACAAUGUUCCAGAACUCAAAUGGUACGGAACAUGCAACGAAUUAAAUGGUGCCUAUGCUGCAGAUGGCUACUCAAAAAGAAGUGGGAAGCUAGGUGUUCUUGUUACCACGAUGGGAGUGGGAGAAUUGAGUGCCAUGAAUGGAAUCAGUGGUAGCUAUGCAGAAUACGUUCCAAUCCUUAGCAUAGUUGGUACAACACCAACAACCGCAAAAAUGCAAGGUCUUCCAAGUCAUCACCUCAUUACACAAUUGAAUCCAUUGGAAAAAAACGAUCAUUAUGUUUAUCAAAAGAUGGCCGCAAGCAUUUCUUGUAAUGUUACCAGUAUUGAUGACCCAUUUGAAGCACCAGAUAUGGUUGAUAACUUGAUACGUGAUAUAUUGAAAGAAAAGAAGCCUGGCUAUCUUUAUAUACCAUGCAAUCUGGCAAGUGUUCCUGUUUCUGAUUUGAACUUGAGAACAACAUCUGGAAAAUUCUUCUUCGAGAAAGAAUUGUGCUGUGACCAGGUCAUGGUUCAAAAUCUUGCCGCAAAGAUUUUAGAUCUGAUUUAUAUGUCACAUAAACCAUUUGUUUUAUCUGAUUGUCUAGUGGACAGAUUGCGCAUUUCACAUGAAAUUCAGGAGUUUGUGGACAAAGCAAAAUUACCAAAUUCAUGUACACAAAUGGGAAAGUCCACAUUGAAUGAGCAGAGUUCAUAUUAUAUUGGAGAUUAUAGCGGAGAUGAAACUUCAAUAAAGACAAUGAACUAUGUCUCUUCUUGUGAUUUGAUGAUUCACAUGGGAAAUUUUGACAAUGAAACGAACUCUGGGCAUUUUAGUAUUCAUAAGGAAUUCGAUGACAAGAAAUCAGGAAAGACUCUUAUUAUUCUUAAUCACAAGUAUAUUAAAAUUGGAUCAGAGCUUUUCUAUGGGUAUUCAAUUUUAGACGUGCUACCAGAAAUGCUUCGAAUGUUGGAUACUUCAAAACUUCCUCAAGUACCAGCACCAUGUAUCCAGAAUAUAAUUCCAGCACAUAAAUCAUCGACACCGAUUUCAGAAACUGAUGUAUUGAAAGGGAUUCAAACUCUUUUAAAGCCAAAUGACACGUUGAUCGUUGAUACCGGUUCAAUUUUGUACGGAAUUUCAGACAUUAGGUUACCAAAAGGAUGUAAGGUUCUCACACAGCCAUUUUAUCUUUCUAUUGGAAUGGGACUACCUUGCUCAUUUGGAGCAAGUGUAGCCAAUAGAGAGCUCGGAAAUAAGGGAAGAAUCAUUCUUGUUGAAGGAGACGGAGCUGCUCAGAUGACUAUUCAAGAGUUUUCAAACUUCAACAGAGAAGGGUUGAACCCACUUAUUCUUCUAUUGAACAACGAAGGUUACACGGUUGAGAGAGCAAUUAAGGGACCGACAAGAGGUUAUAAUGAUAUUAGACCAAAUUGGAAGUGGACACAGCUUUUUGACACUUUCGGCAUGAAAGAUUAUAAAUGCCAAAGAGUUGAUACACCAGAUGAACUAUCAAAAACCUUAAAAGAAUUUGGCAGUGACAACUCAUGCUCUAGAAUGAUCGAAAUCGGUCUAGCUAAGUUGGAUGUUCCAUGGAGAAUCAACGGUAUGGUUUCUCACAAGAAAUAG
This is a messenger RNA of Brettanomyces bruxellensis, 1752 nucleotides long. RefSeq lists its product as uncharacterized. NCBI's taxonomy places the organism in Eukaryota, Fungi, Ascomycota, Pichiomycetes, Pichiales, Pichiaceae. Bases 1 to 1752 code for a protein of 583 amino acids. The record is from RefSeq and is a predicted model, not a curated record. The transcript has a single exon. Gene Ontology annotation, molecular function: thiamine pyrophosphate binding; magnesium ion binding; carboxy-lyase activity.